Molecule: messenger RNA, 3339 nt
Organism: Ambispora leptoticha
Lineage: Eukaryota; Fungi; Glomeromycota; Glomeromycetes; Archaeosporales; Ambisporaceae
Source: the annotation of a GenBank genome assembly
CAAAAUCAACCUCAUCCGCUGCAAACACAACAAUAUUUCGGAGGACAAUAUGAUAAUGAUAUAGAUUAUUAUAAUAGAUCACAAUCACCACCACAAUCACCACCACAAUCACCACAAAAUUAUUCUACGAGGUUUGCAGUAGAUCCACGUCAAGUCACACGUUCGCCAUCUUAUGGGAGAUCAGGAGAAUUAAGUCGUAAUCGAUCCAUGAUCAGACCAGAAAGGCACCGACCACGACCUACAAUGAUAAAUAAUCAACAUCAUAGAACAGCAUCUAUUGAUCCUAAUCAAUCUCAAACUAAUCCACAACAACAAGGACCAUCGAGAUUAUCGAGAUAUGGAAGUAAUGGCAGCCAUCAUAAAAAAAAGGUCAAAAAAGAUCUUUUUGCAGAUUUUCAUUUUUGGCCUUUUUUUGCAAAAGUUGCUACUUUUUGGGCACCUUCUUUCAUCAUAUCAAAAUGCGGGAUGCGUGACCCUUUAGUACGACAGGCUUGGCGGGAAAAAGUGACACUGUGUAUGAUUAUUAUAUUCAUUUGUUUAUUAUUGGCAAUAUUAACAUUCGGUCUACGCCCAGCCCUAUGUCCCGAAGAUACAUCAUCACGUGCCGCUUACUCAAUCCGACAAGACAACAAUUCCCUCGUAAAAGUUGUAAGAGAUGAUGUGCUAAUCUAUGGAAAAAUCUAUAACUUUAGUUUAGUUCAAAGCUAUUUAUCACAAGUGAAUAAUAUCACUAUGAAUACUAAUUUCAAAGGAGUCGAUUUGAGCCCAUUAUUUGAUAAUACGAAUGGCGCAUGCGCACGAUACGAUGCCCUCGUUAGCAAGAAUAUUACUGCUACGUGUAAAGUAGAGGAUCCGUAUUCUCCAGGUAUAUUUUUGCAAGCGGCUGAUGGUAAUUGUCUGCCGACACCGAAAAUCCAGUCUUCGGGUAGUUUGGCAUAUGAAUGGUUUGAUAUUCUUCCCAAUAAUAUAAAUCCGCGUCCUUUUUUGAUUGUGUAUAAUAAUGCUGUGAUAAACAUCACCCAAUACGCAAUAAAUAAUGUGCCGUACUUUGGUACGGACUUGCACCGAAUACUCGGAAAAGUUGUCGCAAAAGAUGGGACACAACUUUUAAAUUCACGCGCCCAAUACAAAACUGCCAUGAAUUGCAUCGAGAGAAGAUACGCGGCUGGCGUGUUAUCCACCCAAACGAUCGGCUGUUUCGCCACAAACAUAAUCAUGCUUGUCUCGUUGGCAGUGAUUUUGGCAGUAAUAGUGAUACGAUUUGUUAUGGCCAUUGUGUUUAGUUGGUUCAUGUCCAGUAAGCUCACUAAAGUGGUAAAGACAAAGGAUGGGUUACAGGUGAAAGGUGAUCCAUUAUAUACGAUUAUGUUGGUCACGUGUUAUUCUGAGGGAGAAGCUGGUCUGCGUACUACUAUGGAUAGCUUGGCUUCUACUGAAUAUAGCGAUAAACAUAAGUUGUUUUGUGUAAUUGCUGAUGGAUUGAUCAAAGGAGAAGGAAACAAAAAGACAACACCUGAUAUUUGUUUGGACCUUAUUGAAUUACCACCAGACAUACCUGACCCUGAACCAUGUUCAUAUAUUGCUAUCGCAGAUGGCGAGAAACAAUUCAAUAUGGCCAAAGUGUACGCAGGACAUUAUACAAAAGACAACCAUCGAGUUCCAGUUAUUUUAAUCGUAAAAGUUGGAAGUGAAAAGGAACAAACAACUCCUAAACCUGGUAAUCGUGGAAAACGAGAUUCACAAAUCAUCUUGAUGAGUUUCUUCCAACAUGUCUACUGGAAUGAUCGUUUUACCGAAUUAGAUUAUGAACUGUUUUGGAAAAUUUAUUAUUUAAUGGGAGUGACCGCUGAUAAAUUCGAAUUAAUAUUAAUGGUUGACGCAGACACCGAAGUAGCACCCACUUCACUCACUUAUAUGGUCUCCGCAAUGAAAACAGAUCCGAAGAUUAUGGGACUAUGUGGCGAGACACGAAUAGCAAACAAGACAGCAUCAUGGGUAUCAGCAAUUCAAGUAUUCGAAUAUUUCAUUUCCCAUCAUCUAGGUAAAGCAUUUGAAUCGGUAUUCGGGGGUGUGACUUGUUUGCCUGGAUGUUUCUGCAUGUAUCGCUUAAAAGCACCCAAAGAAGAUCAAUGGAUUCCAAUUUUGAGUAAUCCGGACGUGGUCUCAGAAUACCAACAAAACAUCGUCACGACGCUGCAUUCCAAAAAUCUGCUACUACUCGGAGAAGAUCGAUAUUUGAGUACACUAAUGCUUCGAUCAUUUCCGAAGCGCAAAAUGAUGUUUGUUCCAGAAGCAAUGUGCCAUACGGUUGUGCCGGAUGAGUUUUCUGUCCUGUUGUCGCAACGUCGUCGGUGGAUUAAUUCUACAGUGCAUAAUUUGUUGGAGCUGGUGUUGGUUAGUGAUCUUUGUGGGAUUGCUUGUUUGUCCAUGCAGUUUAUGGUGAUGUUGGAGUUGAUUGGAACUGUCGUGUUGCCGGCUGCUAUUUGCUUCACGAUUCUUUUAAUAUUAAUGACUAUUCUCACUAAGGAUGCACAAGUUAUUCCACUACUGCUAUUAGGCGCGGUUUUGGGAUUGCCUGGAGUGUUAAUUGUCAUUACAACACGAAAAGUAGUAUAUGUCAUGUGGAUGAUUGUCUAUUUGUUAGCCCUUCCAAUAUGGAACUUUGUUCUACCCGUAUACGCGUACUGGCAUUUCGAUGACUUCUCAUGGGGCGAAACGCGUAAAGUAUCCGGUGAUGAUGGAGGCGACGACCACGGCAAAAAAGCCGGGGUAUUUGACACAUCUAUGAUCGUGAUGAAAAAAUGGGAAGAUUGGGAGCGUGAACGAAGGUGUAUGACACUGAAGAAGUUACCGUUGCGUAAUAGUAUUAAAACGGGGUCGAGUGAGGCUUCUAGUAGAACUGCCGUUGAUCGAAAUAAUCAACACCAACGUCAGCAAGGAAAUAGGCACCUCGUAUCUGAUCCAACUUUAGUCCCGCCUAAACCUUUAUAUGCCAAUAGCGGAAGUAAUAGAUCAUCACAUGAACAUGAAUAUCAGCAAAAUCCAUACCCACACCAACAACCGUAUCCUGCCUCACAAUCACAAUCAAGUUUACUUUCUCACGGAGGAAGUGGUGAAUCUCUAAAUUCAACACCAUCGUCACGUGGUCGUGUGUCACCAUUUGCAACUCCUAUGAUAGAGCAAAAUACAAAUUUCUUUCCACCUCAUAACUUCACAUCUGGUGGACCUUCGAGCCCUCCUCCACAAACAUCUUCGUCGUCGCGUCGAAACUUACUUCCGUUUGAGGCCAGGCAGAGUGUGCCGAUGCAGUUUCCUCCGCCAAGGCAUGACUCGGGAUAA